This is a messenger RNA of Nematocida homosporus, 276 nucleotides long. RefSeq lists its product as uncharacterized. The record is from RefSeq and is a predicted model, not a curated record. Bases 1 to 276 code for a protein of 91 amino acids. Lineage: Eukaryota; Fungi; Microsporidia. The transcript has a single exon.
AUGAGAAAGUUCCUAGUUGUUUCCUUAUGUCUACUUGUCGUCAUGAUGAUUACUGUACGAGCAGCCAGUGAUGACGCAUCCACCGAUAGCAAGAAGGCUAACCCCAAAAAGAAGACCGGCGCCAGCAACAGCCAAGAUGACGACAGCGAUGACGAGAGCAAAGAUACCACCAAGAAGAUGGUAACCAAGUCUUCAAAUGCCACCACCAGUGCCGGAUCUGGCCUUGCAAUUGGAUGUAUCUUUAUGGCAUCUAUCGCAGCCUUCUCCCUGCUGUAA